This is a messenger RNA of Rotaria socialis, 1398 nucleotides long. The record is from the annotation of a GenBank genome assembly. NCBI's taxonomy places the organism in Eukaryota, Metazoa, Rotifera, Eurotatoria, Philodinida, Philodinidae.
AUGAUAGCCAUUGCUAAAAAACGUUUAAUUUAUUCAUCACCAGCAUCGAUCACACCCGAAAUACCUACAAAAGCAACUAAUCGUUUUGUUUUUCCAUUACCAAAAUUAGAAAAUACAGAACUAUCAUCAAAAACAGUAUGUGAAACAUCGCCACCAAUUUCUGUUAAUGAACUUCCAUCAAAUUAUAAAACAUUUGAUUUAGCUAAACGAUAUCAAAGAUAUUUAUCAUCUGAUUCAUCGUAUACAAGUUCAAACCAUCGUUCUUCAAAUCCUUUACCAUCAUUUUCAUUUGAUACAGUUAAAUCAAAAAUUCAACAAGUUCAUCGUCUUUCAACACCAUCGCCAAUUUUAUUUCGUUCACUUGAGCCCAUUGAUUCUGAACAAGCUUCGAAAGAAUAUUCAUCAGAUUCUGAUGAGCAAGACGAUGAAUCAUCAAUGGCACCUCCAACACCGUCAUUUGAGUAUUCACUUUUAGAUUUAUUUCGUAUUGAAAUUAUUUAUAAAUUACAUUAUUCAAUUGAUGAUGAACAACUUUUAUUUCAAUUAAUAAGUUUAAGAUCUACACAACCAUUAAUUGAACGUUGUUUUUCAUCCCUUAUUUGUAAAAUUCGUUUAUAUACAAAUAAUGAUAAACGUAAAAAUAAAAAAUAUUUUUCCAAAAAAGAUCCAAUAAAUGAAAUAUUUAAAUUUGAUUUGGAUCAAUUUACACUGGAGCAAAGUUAUAUAAAAAUAAAUGUAUUCGGACAACAUAAAAAUGAUAAACGUUUAGAACUUGGUCAUACUGUUCUUGUACUUAAUCAAUAUGAUAAUUUAAUGAUAAGAUCUGGACAUCAUCACGAUGGUGGAUUAGCAGCAAGUGAACAACAUACAAAAUCUAUGCCAAUAAUUGAAGAUAAAAUCGAUAUGAUAACUCAACAACAGGUAACAUCGGAAAAUGAAGCACGUGCAUUAAUUUCUUUGGUUUAUGAAAAUGAUCGAUGUUUACUUCAUGUUGGUUUAAUAAAAAUAAUUGGUAUUCAAUGUUUACUUAAACAACCAAUUAGCCAUUCUCAACAUCGUGAUCUGAUUCAAAUAAAGAUUUGUACAAUGGUUGAUGGAAAAACAAUAAUAAAGAGAAAAUCAAAAGGAAUCCUAAUGGAAAAAAAUCAUUUUACAUUUAGUACAUCAUUUCAUUUUGAAUAUUUGUCUCUUCAUAAAACAUCUGUUAGAAUAACAAUCUGCUAUCGAAAAACAUUAAUGAGUUCUCAAAAUAAGCCACUAUCAUCAAUUGAAUUUGGUUCGACACAAUUAAAAAACCAACAAGUUUUUCAACAUUGGACAGAUACAUUAUCGGGACCAAAUCGACCACAUGUUCAUUGGCAUACACUUGAACCGAUUUCUAAAAUUAAAGAAAAAUAA